Saccostrea cuccullata (small rock oyster) is the source of this 2793-nucleotide messenger RNA. Its product is annotated as scavenger receptor cysteine-rich type 1 protein M130-like. Gene Ontology annotation, cellular component: membrane. The record is from RefSeq and is a predicted model, not a curated record. The annotation marks the transcript as partial. Lineage: Eukaryota; Metazoa; Mollusca; Bivalvia; Ostreida; Ostreidae. The transcript has 18 exons.
UUAGAACCAUGGAUAAGGCUGAUAUCGAAGCAAACAACUAAUUCAGAAACUAGUGGAACUCUACAAGUGUAUCACAACAACGAAUGGGGUUAUGUUUGUGAAAGUGGAUUUGAUGAGGAUGACGCUGUAGUAGCCUGUCGUGAACUGGGAUUGCCAACGAAAUACGUGCAAGAAAAAUCUGGAAGUACAUAUUUAAGUGCUAAAACGCACCUGAAAUAUGUCAAUUGUAACGGUGAUGAGGAAACUCUGUCCGAUUGCGCUGCUGACAAUGGGAGCUAUUGUUCAAGUUAUAGAAACACCAGGGUUAAGCUCUUCUGUGAUAGUGAAUGCCCUCGCAUGAAGUAUGGUGACAAUUGUCAAGAAGACUGCCCGUGUAACAGCUAUAAUACAGAAUCCUGCGAUAUGGAGACUGGGGAAUGUGUUUGUAAGCCGGGAUAUACCGGGUUCUCCUGCAACUGCCAAGUUGGUCUUCAUUCCUGUAACUUAACCGUUUCUGAUUGCUACGAGGAAUCGAGUGAAGUAUUCUGUAUUUGCAAAAAAGGUUUUACGAAAUCAGAGCACAAUUGCACAGACAAUGUGCGCUUAAGUCAGGAAAAUUUCGUGCAAGUCUUCAAAGGUGAUGGAUGGACUGGUAUUUGUAAUAACAACCUGAAGUCUAAUGCUUUAGUUACCUGCCGCCAUCUUAACCUUAGCACGGAAGUUGUAUAUUCAACUUCAAAGUAUAGAAGAUAUGGAUACACCGAGAAGUCGGUCAGUUGUAGAGGAACAGAGAACAUAUUGUCGGAUUGUCCUUCUAGAACGGGCUCCUCUUGCUCCUACACCCCAGUCGUCCACUGUGGCGAGUGCCCAGAGUGGAGAUAUUCAGCAGACUGUUCCGAGACAUGUGAAUGUGACAGAGAAACAAGUACAGGGUGUGAUUUCAGAGACGGGACCUGUUCUUGUCGUGACGGUUUUAAAGGGGAGGACUGUAGUUGUCACGUAUCUACAGCUCCUUGCUCGGGAUCGUCCUCUAAAUGUAAACUUGACAGGUGUAUCUGCAAAGAAGGAUCUUUUAAUCAGUCAGCAUCAUGCUUAGAUUUUGCUGAUGUCAUUUACUUUUGCUCUUUUGAAAAGUAUUCAUGGAAAAGUACGUGUAGCAUUGAAACAACAAAUACACGUUUGUACCGAAACUCUUAUUUAUCAACGUACGGUUGGAAACCAAGCAGCGGAACCGAUGACUUAAAUUACCUUUAUCUGGAUACGAAACCUUAUUACUUGUCAGCUGAUAGCUAUUUUACUGAAAUGAAUAUAACAUUGAAUAUAAAACGAAAGCAGUUUUGUCUUUACUUUGACUACUUCCUUUAUGGUCGAGGGUCAAUAAGGAUCUCUACAAUAGAUAACUCGUACUUGGAAUCUUCUGUAGCGGUUCUGUCUGGUUCGCAGCAAAACUGGACGUCCAAAGACACGCAGAUAAAUGGGUCAAAACCUAUACACAUGAUUAAAAUCAGGAUGGAGGAGAGGACUGCCAUUGACAGAAUUAUCGUUGCAGGGUCCAAUUGUGUUUGUUCAAACUGGACGUUUGGUCGAAACUGUGAUAAAUGUGCCUGUGUCAGGAUGCACACAGAGUCCUGUGACAAAACUACCGGGGCUUGUCGCUGUAAGGCUGGGUAUACUGGGGACGCCUGUCAGUGCGAAGCUAAUGGAAAACCUUGUCUCCAUGACGUAAGAUUGGUGAAUGGAAACACAACAAACAUGGGCAGAGUAGAAGUCGUCAUUGAAGGCAUAUGGUCCACAGUAUGUGACGGAAACUGGGAUGAUAAUGAUGCAACGGUCGUCUGCAAACAACUAGGACUCGGAAAAUACGGAAUUGCAAUGAAGAAUGCUGAAUUCGGGAAAGGAGUUGGUCCUAUCCAUGUUGACAAGGUUAAUUGUGUGGGAGGUGAAGAGGAUUUGUUAUCAUGUCCGUUUAGUCGAUCUUCAUGUGACCACUCCGAUGAUGCUGGGGUAGUGUGUGUUAAUGUUUCGAGUGUAAUCCGCCUAAGAGAUGGUACCGAUCGGACAAAUGGUCGUCUAGAGAUCAAAUUGGAUGGAGGCGGAUCUUGGGGUACAGUCUGUGACGACGGCUUUGGAGAAUCGGAUGCUAGAGUAGCCUGUCGACAGUUAGGUCUACCCACGAGAUCUGUUCAAGCAAAAACAUCUGCUUAUUAUGGAUCGGGAUCGGGGCCGAUUCUUUUAAGCAAUCUACGGUGCAACGGAGAUGAACCUGCUAUUCAGUCGUGCUCUGGUACAAAAAAUCCCAGUAGUUGUGGGCAUUACGAAGAUGCUGGUAUAUCUUGCUCAAAUGAUUGUCCCUCGUUCACUUAUGGAAGAGAAUGUGAAGAUGAUUGCGUUUGUGACCGUAGUAACUCCUUGUCAUGUGACAAAGACACGGGGGAAUGCGUGUGCAGGAGUGGAUGGUCAGGUGUACGUUGCACGUGCGGACGAGGAAUGAAAUGUGGCGAAAAUUCGUACUGCGAUGAGUACAAAUGCCUAUGUGUGGACGGUGUUUUCACUAAACCAUCCAACUGUUCAGAUGCCACAGACGUUUUGUAUUCCUGUUCGUUUGAAACAGAUUUUGAAACAUGUUCAAUUAAAAAUUAUGGCGUCAUGAAAUGGAGAAAAGAUAGCAGUGGAACACCCAGUGAUGAUACGGGCCCAUACUCGGCGAAAGAGGGAAGAUACUACGUUUAUACAGAGGCCACCAGCCAAUCCACUGGCGAUAAAGGAGUCAUGGAAAUACCCGUAUCUAAUUUAAAUCUUCUUUCUCAAGAAUGA